Thalassophryne amazonica is the source of this 813-nucleotide messenger RNA. It is a transcript of the gene cldn11a, whose product is annotated as claudin 11a. The transcript is spliced from 4 exons. Gene Ontology annotation, cellular component: plasma membrane; bicellular tight junction. The record is from RefSeq and is a predicted model, not a curated record. Gene Ontology annotation, molecular function: structural molecule activity. Gene Ontology annotation, biological process: cell adhesion; bicellular tight junction assembly. Bases 104 to 766 code for a protein of 220 amino acids. Lineage: Eukaryota; Metazoa; Chordata; Actinopteri; Batrachoidiformes; Batrachoididae.
CUUCUUCUUCUUCUUCUUCUUCUUCUUAUUAUUAUUAUUAUUAUUAUUAUUGUGUUGAUUUAACGGUUUUUGGUGCUUGGGAUCUUUACGCACAGUUGGCGCAAUGGUGAACUCGUGUCUCCAACUUAGCGGCUUUGUCUUCAGCUGCCUGGGCUGGGUGGGUAUCGUGAUCGCGACCUCCACCAAUGACUGGGUGACUAUGUGUAAGUACGGUUUGAACACCUGUAAGAAGAUGGAUGAGCUGGGAGGCAAAGGACCGUGGGCGGAGUGCGUCCUCUCCACAGGACUGUACCACUGCGUGUCCCUCACGCAGAUCCUGGAACUGCCAGCGUAUAUCCAGACAACCCGCGCCCUAAUGAUCACAGGCUCGAUCCUUGGCCUCCCAGCUGUGGGGUUCCUCCUCAUGUCCAUGCCGUGCAUCAGCCUUGGCGGGGAGUCCCAGGGCUCCAGGAGCACCUUCUCCAUCCUGGGAGGAGUGCUUAUGCUUAUAGUCGCUGUGUGCGGCUUGGUGUCCACAAUCUGGUUUCCCAUCGGGGCCCACCACGAGCAUGGCCUCAUGUCGUUCGGCUUCUCCCUCUACACCGGCUGGGCAGGCGCCAUCUUCUCCCUGCUGGGCGGCUCCAUCCUCACCUGCUGCUCCUCACAGUUCUCCUCAUCCUCCUCCCGUUCCUAUCAGGACAACAACCGCUUCUACUACUCUAAGCAAAGUGUGAGCAGCCCGCCAGCCGCCUCCUCUGCCAAUCACGCCAAGAGCGCCCACGUCUGAAGGACAGACUCUCAAUCCCAUACAGUGUCAAUCUCACACACACACAC